Micropterus dolomieu (smallmouth bass) is the source of this 1774-nucleotide messenger RNA. It is a transcript of the gene sptlc1, whose product is annotated as serine palmitoyltransferase, long chain base subunit 1. The record is from RefSeq and is a predicted model, not a curated record. Gene Ontology annotation, cellular component: endoplasmic reticulum. Gene Ontology annotation, biological process: sphingosine biosynthetic process; ceramide biosynthetic process. NCBI's taxonomy places the organism in Eukaryota, Metazoa, Chordata, Actinopteri, Centrarchiformes, Centrarchidae. Gene Ontology annotation, molecular function: pyridoxal phosphate binding; serine C-palmitoyltransferase activity. Bases 206 to 1162 code for a protein of 318 amino acids. The transcript has 12 exons.
ACCUACCAGCCAUAAAAUCACAAUCAAUGGAAGAGAGUGCAUUAACUUUGCAUCAUUUAACUUUCUUGGUCUCCUCGACCAUGAGAGAGUUAAGCAAAAAGCUUUGGCAUCUCUGAAGAAAUAUGGUGUGGGUACAUGUGGUCCAAGAGGCUUCUAUGGAACUUUCGAUGUUCACCUGGAGCUGGAGAGUCGUCUGGCCAAAUUCAUGAAAACAGAAGAGGCCAUCAUAUAUUCGUAUGGCUUUGCAACCAUUGCUAGUGCAAUCCCUGCCUACUCCAAGAGGGGGGACAUCAUCUUUGUGGACGAAGCAGCUUGUUUCUCCAUCCAGAAGGGUCUUCAGGCGUCCCGCAGCUUCAUCAAAUACUUCAAACACAAUGACAUGGAGGAUCUGGAGAGGCUGCUCAAGGAGCAGGAGCUGGAGGACCAGAAGAAUCCUCGUAAAGCUCGAGUGACCCGGAAGUUCAUUGUAGUGGAGGGGCUGUACAUCAACACUGCAGACAUCUGUCCUCUCCCUGAACUGGUAAAGCUGAAGUACAAGUACAAAGUGCGGAUCUUUCUGGAAGAGAGCAUGUCUUUUGGUGUUUUGGGAGAACAUGGCAGAGGAGUCACAGAACACUUUGGGGUCAAUAUAGAUGACAUUGACCUGAUCAGUGCCAAUAUGGAGAACGCUGUUGCCUCUAUCGGAGGCUUCUGCUGUGGACGAUCCUUUGUCAUCGACCACCAGCGUCUGUCGGGCCAGGGCUACUGUUUCUCUGCCUCCCUGCCUCCCAUGCUGGCUGCUGCUGCCAUUGAGGCCCUCAACAUCAUGGAGGAGGAUCCAGAUAUUUUCACUGUCCUGAAGGAAAAGUGCAAACAUGUUUGCAAGGCUUUAAAGGGAACUCCAGGUCUGAAGUUAGUAGGAGUACCAUUUGCCCCAGCUCUUCACUUACAGCUGGAGAGAAGUUCAGGCUCCAGAGACUCCGACAUGCAGCUGCUCCGCACUAUUGUAGACUAUUGUUUGGGAAGACAUGUGGCCCUGACCCUCGCUUGUUACCUGGAAAAAGAAGAGCGGUUCCUCCCCCCACCCAGCAUCAGAGUGGUGGUCACCGUUGAACAUACGGAGGAGGACAUUCAGAAGGCCGUGUCUUGUAUCAAAGAAGCAGCUUCAGCUGUCCUGAAAUGAUGUGUUUUUUCUACUGCUAAAACUAAGCAGACAUCACUGGAGUUUAGAUUUCUCACUCACUGUGAUGGGAAUACUCUCAUCCACAGACUGUAAGCCAUGCAGAUUGAAUGUGUCAUGAGCAUCUUUUCUGACAAAUGCACAUUAAAUCGCCUCACCUUGCUUUUGUUUGUCUCUUAAUAAUUAUUUGCCUCAGUUAUCAUGUGUCAUAACAAUAUAUAACAUGUAGUAUGAUUAUUAAUGUGUAUAGCAGGACUGUUGGACUUGUCUCUCUGAUGUGAAAAAUAAUGGCCCCCAGCCACUAUUAGAGAAAGACAGCUGCAAUGAUAACUAGACUUGAUCUCUACAGACCAAAUGACUUGUUUUUAUGUACUGACCAAAGAGGAUACAUUGUGCUCAUUGAUUUCAGUCUACUAGCACAUGAACUGUACACUGUACCUCAGCACUUUGAGGUUUGUGAUUUUAUAUGCCACUGGUCAUUUUACCACAGAAAGUUUUUCACCUGGAUUUCUUUCUCCUUUGUUUUUCAAUAAAGUUACUUCUGUUUUGUUGGAAGUCAUGCAUUUCUGACUGCUUUAUGUUCAUGAAAUGUAAAUAAAUCUGAUCUAAAUUUGA